Messenger RNA from Elephantulus edwardii (Cape elephant shrew), 1695 nucleotides. It is a transcript of the gene CCDC85A, whose product is annotated as coiled-coil domain containing 85A. NCBI's taxonomy places the organism in Eukaryota, Metazoa, Chordata, Mammalia, Macroscelidea, Macroscelididae. The record is from RefSeq and is a predicted model, not a curated record. The transcript is spliced from 8 exons. Bases 1 to 1695 code for a protein of 564 amino acids.
AUGAGUGUCCUCUUCCCGUUCUCCAAGGUGCAAACGGCUGGUGAAAGGAAGGCCCCACACCAUUUGCCCUUGAACCUCAAUCCCUGCGAAUGCCCAGCUUUUGAGGGCAGCUGCAUCCCGGUGACAGGUGCAGGGGGCGUUGGCGGGAAGCAGCGGCGGCCACACGGUGGCGCGAGCGGGCCUCCUACCGCGGACGACCUGUCCAAAGUGUCGGACGAGGAGCUCCUGCAGUGGAGCAAGGAGGAGCUGAUCCGCAGCUUGCGGCGCGCCGAGGCCGAGAAGGUGAGCGCCAUGCUCGACCACAGCAACCUCAUCCGCGAGGUCAACCGCCGCCUACAGCUGCACCUAGGCGAGAUCCGCGGCCUCAAGGACAUCAACCAGAAACUUCAGGAGGACAACCAGGAGCUGAGGGACCUCUGCUGUUUCCUGGACGAUGACCGGCAGAAGGGCAAGCGGGUGUCCCGGGAGUGGCAGCGCCUGGGCCGCUACACGGCGGGGGUGAUGCACAAGGAGGUGGCCUUGUACCUGCAGAAGCUCAAGGAGCUGGAGGUGAAGCAGGAGGAGGUGGUGAAGGAGAACCUGGAGCUCAAGGAGCUGUGCGUGCUGCUGGACGAGGAGAAGGGCGCCGGCUGCGCGGGCAGCCGCUGCUCCAUCGACAGCCAGGCCAGCCUGUGUCAGCUCACGGCCUCCUCGGCGCCCUACGUGCGCGACGUGGGAGACGGCAGCAGCACGUCCAGCACCGGCAGCACCGACAGCCCGGACCACCACAAGCACCAUGCCAGUGGGGGCAGCCCUGAGCACCCCAAGCAUCGGAGCACCAGCCCCGAGCACCUGCAGAAGCCCCGGGCCACAGGGGCACCCGAGCACCCCAAAGCCCUCAAGGGACCCAGCCCGGAGCAUCACAAAAGCCUGUGCAAGGGCAGCCCCGAGCAGCAGAGGCACGCGCACCCGGGGGGCAGCCCAGAGAUGCUGGCCAAGCACGUGCUGAGCGGGAGCCCGGAACACUUCCAGAAGCACAGGCCGGGGGGCAGCCCCGAGCACACGCGGCACAGCGGAGGGAGCCCCGAGCACCUGCAGAAACAGGCCUUGGGGGGCAGCCUGGAGCACCUACCCCGAGCCAGGGGCACCAGCCCUGAGCAUCUCAAACAGCAUUUUGGGGGGAGCCCCGAUCAUAAACACGUGGCAGGAGGCAGUGGAGGCGGCAGCCGGGAGGGCACCCUCCGCAGGCAGGCCCCGGACGAGGCGUCACCCCAUCACCGGGGCAUCUACAGCGGCAUGAACGAAUCAACCUUGUCCUAUGUUAGGCAGCUGGAGGCCAGAGUCAGACAGCUGGAGGAAGAGAAUCGAAUGCUGCCCCAGGCCCCACAGAAUAGAAGGCAACCUCCAGCUAGAAACAGCUCACAUGUGGAGAAAGGCUGGGGCCGGCGGGCCUUGCAGUGGUGGCGAGGGUGCAGAGCAAUAGGAAGAUGCCUGCCCGUUCUCCCGGGUUCUUUUAGGUUGUCAUCAGGGGCUGAUGGGAAUAACAGUUCAGCCAGCUCGCCAGCUAGCUUCAGUGGACAUACCACCCCUUCUCAGCAGCCUGAACCCGUGGUCCACUCUCUUAAGGUUGUGUGGAGGAAACUUGGAGAUGCUGCAGGUUCAUGUCCUGGAAUUAGGCAACAUUUGUCAGGAAACCAGUACAAAGGACCGAUGUGA